This is a messenger RNA of Caenorhabditis remanei, 1149 nucleotides long. RefSeq lists its product as uncharacterized. The transcript has 7 exons. Gene Ontology annotation, molecular function: metallocarboxypeptidase activity; zinc ion binding. The coding region runs from base 1 to 1149 and encodes 382 amino acids. Gene Ontology annotation, biological process: proteolysis. Lineage: Eukaryota; Metazoa; Nematoda; Chromadorea; Rhabditida; Rhabditidae. The record is from RefSeq and is a predicted model, not a curated record.
AUGCUCGUCAGGUGUCUCAGUACCUUAGUACCAUUUGUCUUGUUUCUGUGGACACCCAACGUAAAUUGCGGCGCCCGAACCCCAUUCUUCGACCUAACUGUCUACAACGACUGGCCACAAUUCGAGGACUAUGUGAAAGGUGUCGCCCAUGACAAUCCUUCGUUUGUCCAGCUGAAAACUAUUGGUAGAUCACGGGAAGGGCGUCCCCUGCUCGGAGUUCGAAUCGGGAAGCCUGCACCAGCGGGAAAACGGAAAAUCGCAGUGUGGUUGGACGGUGGGAAUCAUGCAAGGGAAUGGCCCGCGUUUCAUGUUGCUGUGUAUUUUAUUGAGAAGUUGGUCAACGGAUACCUCGUCGACGAUAAAAUCACAAAAUAUGUGAACACAUUGGAUAUUUAUGUGUUUCCCGUUCUCAAUCCAGAUGGUUUCGUCUAUUCGAGGACUUCGACGAGGGCUACGAUCCGUCAAUGGCGUAAAAACAGAGCACCCGAAAACUGCACGGGUACCGGCCCGUUCUCAUCAGAUCUCUGUUGUGAGGGUGUCGAUUUGAAUCGAAACUACGAUAUUGGGUUCUCCCAUAAAAACUAUCCGUUCAAUAAUCCGUGUUCCGACGAGUUCCAGGGACCAAGACCGUUUUCAGAGCCAGAAUCGAGAGCCGUCCGUGACUUUGUAAUGUCAUCUGAAAUCUACGGUCGCCUGUAUGCACUAGUCUCCAUGCAUACCCACGGACAGCUAUGGAUUCUACCGUAUAACUACCAUAAGAGGACGUAUCCACAAGAUUUCAAAGAUUUGGAAACGCUUGCCAACCGUGCCGCUGACCGUGUAUUCGCCUAUCGGGAGACCAAAUAUCGCGUCGGCACCGCCGCUGAUAUGUUGGGCACCGCGACGGGCGGUGCAACGGAUUGGAUUAAGAAAAAUACACCGACAAAAUAUGUUUAUGUGCUCGAAUUGCCACCAGAUAUGAAGACAUGGUUCGCAUUCCAAGUGAAACCCCACUGGCUGAUCCCAAUCGGGAAAGAGACUUGGCUUGGAAUCGAGGUGAUUUUCGAUCAAGUCAUCGAGGAGACCAAGAAUUUCCAACCGACUGCUGAGACAGCGGUCACCAACGCGACUGAUAACAACAGCAGAUCUCCACGAUUCAGACAGUUAUAA